AUGGUGCCCAGCUGUCCCCGCGCGCUCCUGCUGCUGCUGCUGGGGCUCCUCGCCCUCCCCGCGUCGCGGGCUUCCCAGAACUGUCUCAACAAACAGCAGCUCCUCACGGCCAUCCGCCAGCUGCAGCAGGUGCUGAAGGGCCAGGAGGCCCGCUUCGCCGAGGGCAUCCGCAACAUGAAGAGCCGGCUGGCGGCGCUGCACAACUCCGUGAACAGAGUGGGCCCAGACGCCCCCCCAGUGUCCUGCCCUGCUCUGAAUGCCCCCCCGGAUGGCAGAAAGUUUGGAAGCAAGUACUUAGUGGAUCACGAAGUCCAUUUUACCUGCAACCCUGGGUUCCGGCUGGUUGGGCCCACCAGCGUGGUGUGUCUUCCCAAUGGCACCUGGACGGGGGAGCAGCCCCACUGUAGAGACAUCAGCGAAUGCUCCAGCCAGCCUUGUCAGAAUGGGGGGACCUGUGUAGAAGGCGUCACCCAGUACAAGUGCAUCUGUCCUCCGGGGAGGACCGGCAGCCGCUGUCAGCACCAGGCCCAGACAGCGGCCCCCGACGGCAGCGUGGCCGGCGACCCCGCCUUCAGCCGCGCGCCGCGCUGUGCGCAGGUGGAGCGCACGCAGCACUGCAGCUGCGAGGCGGGAUUCCACCUGAGCGGCGUCGCCACGGGCGACAGCGUCUGCCAGGAUGUGAACGAAUGCGAGCUCUACGGGCAGGAGGGACGCCCCCGGCUCUGCAUGCACACCUGUGUCAACACCCCAGGUUCCUACCGCUGUGCCUGCCCCAGCGGGUACCGGACAUUGGCUGAUGGGAAGAGCUGUGAGGAUGUCGAUGAGUGUGUGAGCCCGCAACUCGUGUGUCCCCAGGGGACCAUGUGCAUCAACACCGGGGGAGGCUUCCAGUGCGUCAGCCCGGAGUGCCCCGAGGGCAGCGGCAACGUGAGCUACGUGAAGACCUCUCCGUUCCAGUGUGAGCGAAACCCCUGCCCCAUGGACAGCCGACCCUGCCGCCACUUGCCCAAGACCAUCUCCUUCCAUUACCUUUCCCUGCCUUCCAACCUGAAGACGCCCAUCACACUCUUCCGCAUGGCCACAGCCUCAGCCCCAGGCCGACCUGGACCCAACAGCCUGCGCUUUGGGAUCGUGGGUGGCAACAGCCGGGGCCACUUUGUGAUGCAGCGCUCAGACCGGCAGACAGGGGAGCUGAUCCUCGUCCAGACCCUGGAGGGGCCUCAGACGCUAGAGGUGGAUGUCGACAUGUCAGAAUACCUGGACCGCUCCUUCCAAGCCAACCACGUGUCCAAGGUCACCAUCUUUGUGUCCCCUUAUGACUUCUAAGGCAGCCGGGGGGCGGGGGGUCACUGUGGUGCGGAGA
Neomonachus schauinslandi (Hawaiian monk seal) is the source of this 1363-nucleotide messenger RNA. It is a transcript of the gene FBLN7, whose product is annotated as fibulin 7. Lineage: Eukaryota; Metazoa; Chordata; Mammalia; Carnivora; Phocidae. Gene Ontology annotation, molecular function: calcium ion binding. Bases 1 to 1326 code for a protein of 441 amino acids. The record is from RefSeq and is a predicted model, not a curated record. The transcript has 8 exons.